Molecule: messenger RNA, 917 nt
Organism: Macadamia integrifolia
Lineage: Eukaryota; Viridiplantae; Streptophyta; Magnoliopsida; Proteales; Proteaceae
Product: mitochondrial import inner membrane translocase subunit TIM14-3-like
Exons: 4
Coding region: 277-615 (112 amino acids)
Biological process (GO): protein import into mitochondrial matrix
Cellular component (GO): PAM complex, Tim23 associated import motor
Molecular function (GO): ATPase activator activity
Source: RefSeq, a predicted model, not a curated record
UACGAAUCUGCCAUCGCACCUUCUAGAUUUCAGACCGCCGCCGUCUCAGAGCGGUUUUCUGUUUUUUCUUGGGGCGGAAGAUAAAAUAGCUCUAAAUCUUCGCAUAUAAAAACCAUUACGAGAGAGCUCUUUUGAGACAAAACCCAGAUUUUGUUUCUCUGUUUAUCUUCUCAUCAAAGAAGAGUCGUAUUUAUUUUCAAUCUGAAAGCGUCUUUGAUCAUAUACUCGGUGUUGAUAGUUGAAGCUUUACUUUUGUGGAACGAUUGACUUGCUUUGAUGACGACCCCACUUGUAGCUGGUGUUUCAGUGGCAGCUGCUGCUUUGGGAGGCAGAUACUUGAUCCGGGCAUGGCAAGCAUUCAAAGCUCGUCCUGCUGUACCCCGAGUGAGAAGAUUCUAUGAGGGUGGAUUUGACCAGAAUAUGAAUAGACGAGAAGCUGCAUUAAUACUUGGCAUCAGAGAACAUGCUGCCAUGGAGAAGAUCAAGGAGGCUCAUAGGAGAGUGAUGAUGGCCAACCACCCUGACAGUGGGGGGAACAAGUAUCUUGCUCAAAAAAUAAACGAAGCCAAGGAUGUCAUGAUAGGGCGAACGAAGGGUAGUGGUUCUGCAUUGUAGAACAAUGUAUAAGAGGCUGAUUAUUUAAUCUGAUUUUCAUUUCCAUUAUUGCACCAAAAUUUUGUAAAAGGUGACUGCUGUAAUAAACUGUUUUUGAAGGAGUGUCAUUCAUCUCAAAGAGGGGAGGAAAAGAAUUGUUUCCAAAACUGUGUUUCUUUAUAAUUUUUAGUAUUCUUGUAGCUUGGUUUACAGGAAAGCUGGACUUGGAAACAGAAUCCCUUCAUUCUAAGCUAUUAGGUUUGCCUUUGUAGCUUAUGUAAUCUUUAGAAAAAUUAAUGAGAAUGUGGACCAGGGUUUGCAAA